UGGGACCGCGGACGGUCUCAGCCCAGAGGGCGCCUUCUGCAAACAUGUCUGUGGAUCCCUUAUCCAGCAAAGCCCUGAAGAUCAAGCGCGAGCUGAGCGAGAACACGCCGCACCUGUCGGACGAGGCGCUGAUGGGGCUGUCGGUGCGCGAGCUGAACCGGCACCUGCGCGGGCUCUCGGCCGAGGAGGUGACGCGGCUCAAGCAGCGGCGCCGCACGCUCAAGAACCGCGGCUACGCGGCCAGCUGCCGCGUGAAGCGCGUGUGCCAGAAGGAGGAGCUGCAGAAGCAGAAGUCGGAGCUGGAGCGCGAGGUGGACAAGCUGGCGCGCGAGAACGCGGCCAUGCGCCUGGAGCUCGACGCGCUGCGCGGCAAGUGCGAGGCGCUGCAGGGCUUCGCGCGCUCGGUGGCCGCCGCCCGCGGGCCCGCCACGUUGGUGGCUCCCGCCAGCGUCAUCACCAUCGUCAAGUCCACCCCGGGGCCCGGGCACGGCCCCGGCCCCGCCCCGCCCCCGGGCCCGCCGCGAGUUCGUAGUCCUCGCCCCAAGGCCACGCCCCGGGCCCCGCCCCCUCCCAAGUGCCUAAAUGAACCCUGA
Talpa occidentalis (Iberian mole) is the source of this 593-nucleotide messenger RNA. RefSeq names its product MAF bZIP transcription factor F (gene MAFF). The transcript is spliced from 3 exons. Lineage: Eukaryota; Metazoa; Chordata; Mammalia; Eulipotyphla; Talpidae. Gene Ontology annotation, molecular function: RNA polymerase II cis-regulatory region sequence-specific DNA binding; DNA-binding transcription factor activity, RNA polymerase II-specific. Gene Ontology annotation, cellular component: nucleus. Gene Ontology annotation, biological process: regulation of transcription by RNA polymerase II; regulation of epidermal cell differentiation. The record is from RefSeq and is a predicted model, not a curated record. The coding region runs from base 45 to 593 and encodes 182 amino acids.